AUGGGGCGACAGGAUUCUCUGACUGCGAUGGCUUUGGGCCGAGGACACUACGAAGAAGAAGUCGUAGACACCGGGCCUCUCGAUCCCCACAAUUCUCAGCAGUACGACAGGAAAGGCUACCCUCGUAACCCUCAGACUCGCCGCCACGAAAGAGACCAAGUGCGGGCUGCAAACGAGGUCAUGCAAGUCACCGGCGUGGUCGAGGACGCGCUGGCCGCUCAGCUCAAGGCCCAUGAAUCCAUGCGGGAGAAGAACGAGGAGACUCUCACGGGUCUGAGAUUGAUGGAAGUCGGGAGGGCCGUCCUUGUUGCUGGCGUCUGGGGGGUUAUGGGGUUGAGGAGACGAAUCCUGUUGUAUCGGCCGUAUGCCGAGACGGGGCUUUUGGAUCUCGUCAGGCAGGAGAGAGCGGUUCGUGGGAUUCCAAGGAUGCUACUGACCGGUCUCCCUGCUGUCGGGGCCUACCAUGCCCUCGAUAUGAUGUCGUUUUUCUGCGAGACAGUGCUGGAUGCCUUGUAUGACGAAGAGGAAGGAGCAUUGACAGAUCAGGAGAAAUCGAUCAAAUGGGGUCUCAAUGUUGCCCGCGAUGUCGGAUUCUCCUACUUUACCCUCCACUGCCGGCUCUUCGCGGUGCUCCAGCAACUCCAUCUUAUUCCCGCGACACGCUGGAUCCCGACCCCCCUAUCCUUUAUUCCGUUUUCAUCCGCUUCUCCUCUCUCCAUGCCACCCCUCCCCUCGCUCUCUGCUGGCUCAGUCGCCAAAUUCGGAGUCGCUCUCUUUCAGACCGCAGCACCACUACUCUUUCUCCUGGCCCAAGGUCAGUUCAAACACGUCCUCUCGCGCAUCAUCUACCGGCCCAUCUACAAAACGCUCCCCCGGCCUACCGGGGACAGCAUGUUCUCCGGUCUCCCCAUCUCGGCUCCUACGAUGGAAUACGAUAGUCCAGACUGUUCCGAACCCGAGCAGCGCCCCAACCACCGCUCGGACGAGCCAACGCUGCGUGCUCUCGAGGGGCUGCCUGCCCUCGCCGCUCCCGUUGAGGAGGAAGAGAGUGGAGAAGACGAGGAGCUCGCGCAAGCGACACUCAUCAGCUUCGACGUCGAAGCCACCGAACGCGCCGAAAGCUCCCUCGGCACCUGGUCGGCCGAGCUCCGCAGCGCCAACGAGCCCUCGACCCCUCCCCGGCUCGCUUACCGCGUCACCGGGCUGACGAUGCUUCCGCCGAUCAUGGCGACCGAAGGCCUGCGCGAGAUGGUGGCCAGCAUCCUUACCCUGCCCGUGGAAGCGUACGUGAUGCGACAGAUUGGCCGGACGUUUGGCGCGAGCGCGGGUGCUGGGACGAGCGACAUGUACCCCGUUGGCCCACGGGUUCACGGGGCGGGAAAUCUGCUGGCGGUGUUUACCGCGCAGCUUGUUGCUACGGGGGUGGUCUGGGCCGGCUUCACGCUGGCGACCCAGUGGUGGGCGGCACGGAGGCGGCGGAGGAAACCGGCCUCGGAGGAUCAGGAGGGGUCUCCUGGAUGA
Drepanopeziza brunnea f. sp. 'multigermtubi' MB_m1 is the source of this 1521-nucleotide messenger RNA. RefSeq lists its product as uncharacterized. NCBI's taxonomy places the organism in Eukaryota, Fungi, Ascomycota, Leotiomycetes, Helotiales, Drepanopezizaceae. The record is from RefSeq and is a predicted model, not a curated record.